Messenger RNA from Sycon ciliatum, 10418 nucleotides. RefSeq lists its product as uncharacterized. The record is from RefSeq and is a predicted model, not a curated record. The coding region runs from base 352 to 9624 and encodes 3090 amino acids. NCBI's taxonomy places the organism in Eukaryota, Metazoa, Porifera, Calcarea, Leucosolenida, Sycettidae. The transcript is spliced from 67 exons.
CUCCAACAGACUAGCCCGGACCCAAUGAAAUUGGAGUAAUACUAGGGAAAUACCCUCUCAAAAUCGUCAUUCGAGCUGUAUUCAUGUAACCAUUCUCGAGGUUUGCAUGCACGGACAGGAUUUUUCUACUCGUGUUCGUUCGAGUUCAAAUGCUUCCUGUUGAAACAAAGUCUUGCAAACACGUUCACUUCCGUGGUCCUCUUUCAGUCAAGCAAAUCUUGACCAACUAUUCUCACAAGGAAGAAAGUCUAAAAGUGUGCAGCAUUUCUGAAUCCUGACGGUGGUUGUAAGGAAUUAAAAUGAGGCUAUCGCGCCAAACCAUCAGGGCGAGUGUGUAAAGUGACAGACAGGAUGGAGCUGCAAACUCUCUUUACGCUGGUUUGCAUUAUCCUGGGGUUGGCGAUAAUUUUAUAUGGAGCCCUGGGAUGGAUCGUGUCGCAGAUUCUUCGCCGGUGUCUCAACCUGGAUAUAGACAUUGAGGGCUUGGGUCUGAGGUCGGCUAGUCGAAUCACGUGCAACCUGUCCAAGACAUCUAUUGCUGUGUCAAACUUUUCAGUUGGUCUUGGUCAAUCGUUACCAUGGGCACCAAGGUCACGUCUAUUCAGCGUUGUGAUUGGUCAUGUGGGAGUGGCGCUGAAACCAUCUGCCGGCGACACGCACACCACACCAGCUUCUGCACCGACGUCAAGCUCAGCAUCAGCUUCAGCUUCACCAGCAUUACCGACAGGACCAUGUGCCGAUGUAGCGAAUACUUCCUCUUCAAAUCGCCAAGACUCUGCUCAGCAGACGCAGCAGCAAGCCGUCUCUGCUUCGCAGCCAGUAACGGGACAAACGCCUUCAUCGCCUUCGUCCCAGUCCACCCAGAUGAAGAAGAAGACCAAGCCUCCAUCACAACAGCUUCUUGUCCGCUUUCUGGUGUUUCUGUGUAGGCAUAUUGAUGUGAUAGUACGCGAAGUAGAAGUGGAAGUACAGAGUGCAGAUUCCAGUGGCACCAUGCCGGCAACACUUUCAAUUUCCAUGUUAUCCGGCCUCAAACUGGACCUCUCCUCUGCCAACAAGAAGAGACUGCUUGUGCAGUUGAAAAUCCAUGAUGUCAGUACAGAUCUAUCUGUUGGAGCGGUCAAGAGAUCUGUUGCUGAUGCUCAUCUCGCACUGACCGGCGCCGUUGAAGUGGAUUUAAACAAAGGAUUUCUCCCUGUAUCAAGUGCCAAGCUUAGUCUACAGUCUCCGGCAAUAACGCUUCACGACAAGGCACUGGAAGCACUGAAGUCUCUAACACCGCGCAAACCCCAGACGCCGACGGUAUCACCAGCACAGAGUUCAUCGCCCUCGUCUUCAGCUGUGCUUCCAGCCAAACUGGCUAAAGUCGGUGAUGUGUUAGGUCGACUCUUACCGGAGCUGAUUGAAGUUCGUCUGGAGGAAAUCAGUGCUAGGUGUAUACUGCAGAAUGGUCAAAGGGAGUGUGACCUGGAGCUAUCCAAGGCGCUGGUAUGUCUGCAACGCGCUAGCUCCUCUCAGUGUGUCAGCCUGCAACUGCCUGCAUCACGGCCAGUGCGUGCUGCUGCUGCUGCUGAUGAUGAUGAUGAUGAUGAUGAUGAUGAUGAUGAUGGCGUCACCAGUUGCACUGUGCCCGCUUGCGAUGCAUCUCUUAUGCUGACAGGUUUGAACGUCCGCUGUGGUCAGAGACCGCCAAUUCUAUCUCUUCAGCGAACUAGAUUAACUGCAAAGAUUUCAACCGAUGAAUCGCCGUCCACAGCUUCCCCAACCAACAGCAGUAGCAGUAGCAGUAGCAGUGGCGUGAGUUCCACCACCGGGACAAACGGAACCAACUCGUCAGCCGUGAGGGUGAACAAUCAGCCAGCGUGUCGUCUCUCCACAUCGUUAUCUCUUGACUCCAUCCAGCUAAUAUACUGGCAUGCCGAGAUCAAACAGUGGCUAGCCCUCAUCCCCAGCACUCAGGCAUUAAGUCAUGAUGGGCAAACAAUGACGUCAUCACCACCGCCGCCGCCACCGUCGUCCUCUUCUCAGCCGAGUAUAAUGUCGCUUGUCAAGCACAUGCCAGUCAAUAUGAAGCUGAAGACAUGUGUCAGUGUGAAUGACGUAUCCCUGGGCGUGGUGGCAGACAAGCAACUCAACGUUGCCACGGUCAACAAGCCGCGCUGUCGCGUUGUCCUGGCAACGGCUACAGUGCAGACUGAGCUUGAAGAGGAGCUGUCUUCAACAGCAGCUGGUUCAGCCGAGUCACAUCGAUCACUGCAGUGGAGUUGUCGCUUGGAGAACGCUUACGUGCACAACUGCCAAUCGCCGACCAAAGAGACCUCCGCUCACUUCCAUCCAGACAAUCUACUCUGUCCAGUUGUUACAGCUGGUGGUGCAUCAACCGCAGCUGCGUCAUCAACUGAUUCCGCGCCAUCAUCUACUGAUGAUGUGGCACCAAGGUCACCGCAAGCUGCUUCGGAGACACCACAGUCGUCCCAACAAUCCAGUGAGACUGUGUUAUGGCUUGGAGAAGAUGAUCCCAGUGUGCUGCCAACAUCCAAUUGUCAUCUGUACGGUCGGCCUCUGGAGCUGGGUGGACUCAGUUGCAAGGUCUCAGCCACCCUUCCGCUUGGCAUGCGUUCAACACGCAUGACGUCGUCACACAUCAGUCAUGAUAUCAUGCAUGAAGACAGGACUUCCCCAGUGACGACGACCGCAUCAUGCAGCACCGAGCAACGAUGUGAUACGACAGCAGCAGCAGGGCAUAGACAGCCUGUGGACGUUGCUGUCGACCUCUCACGCCUGUGUGUGGAGGUAUCUCGUCCUCUGUUGUCCUCCGUGUCGGACGCACUUGACGAGCUAACGCCAUUGAUGAAACGAGCCAUUGCUCGACAGCAAGCUCCGUCAUCUUCGUCAACAGAAUCGCCGAAGAACUCGUCUUCACCAUUGUUCUCGCUGAAUGAUGUGAAUGCCAAUGUGCGAUUGAAGCACAUCACCGCGCUAGCCCUGCUGAAUCAGCCAGGUGCUGUGAUGGGCCUGGCCCAUGUUGGCAGUCUUCACCUCAGUCACAUGCCGACGCUGGCGGCACGACAACGCCAGGUGGCGAGCCAAUCAGCCACCACCUCCUCCACCAGCACCGCAGGGGAUUCCCCUGCUAGCGCUGCCACCACAGCAGUCGGUGAGAGGAGUGAAGAAGCCGCCAUCAUUGCAGUCUCCGAUGGUGAGGGUGCAACAGUACACGGUACACCACGAGCAUCUGCAGACCCAACACAAGUGCCAUCCGCCGGUGGUGUCGACUCCACGGAACACACGCCACUGCACGUACCAGGGGUGGCAACGCAAGGCAGCAUGACUGCUCAAACUGCUCAUGUUGCUGGUGAUGAACCUCUUCCAGCAUCUCAACCUGCAGCCCAGUCCUCACUGCCACAGCUAUCAUCUUCUUUCAUUGCAGACCUGAAGACUGGAAUCACAGUCAAUGUCAAAUGUGUUGCUUUGGCUACCAUGACGGCGAGCUGUGAGAAGGUUGUAAAUGUUGACACACUCACUGACUCGCUCAUUCACAUUCCUGCCACACCAUCGACCAGUACUGGUACCACAGCUGGCACCUCCUCGCCAACGCUGAGCACCAAGUCAGCACAUGGUGGAGCGGAUACCACCGGACACGCUACAGCAACACCAGCAGCAGCAGCAGCAGCAUCCAGACUGGCGCAAGGACUGCUGCUCAUCAAUCAGCUCAUUGUCAACAAGAAUGCAAAGGUGAUCCGAGCUAACAUACCCGCUGUAUGCCUGGACUGGUCUCCAACACAACACAAGACGUUCACAGUCCUGGCUGAGCAGCUAGCCACUGAUGUCAUCCAUGUUGCAGGUAAGCUGCCCACAAGAGCUGCAGCACCGACCACACCACAAGCCGCCACCACCAACACCACCACCACCACCACCGCUGCAGAGACCACUGUUGAUAGCACUGAUGUCAGUAGCAGCACAGUCAGCAAUGCCGAUGACGGAAGAAGUGGCGGUGACAGUGACAGUGGAAACACUGCGAAUCCUCUCCCCAGCGUAGCCGUGAACAUUGUUUCAUUGUCGCUCCUCGCAGCGCUGGAUACAGCAACAAAGAUGCAUAUAUCGGCGUCUAACUUCCUUCUCAGUAACUCCAUGCUGCCACCACAGCUCUCCACGCUUGAUUCCAGUACCAAUGACGGCCUUAUGGCGGCAUCGUCGGCAUCGGCCUAUACCAUCAAGACGAGUUGCCCUGACCACGCGACGGCAUUGCAAGGAGCUGUCGACAUGUCUAACUCCGCAGCUGCUGCUGAUGAUAGUGCUGAGUAUUGCGUGAGGUCAGGUGGUCUGCUGCGUGGGUUCCUGGUGUGGGCGGAGUGCGUUGAUUGGGGCUUCGAUGAGCAGAAGAUCAUCUCGGUUCAGGAUGUUGUACUCAAGUCUCCAGAGCACUCAUCAGUGAGAGCCAAGCGUGUCGCCUUCCCGACAAUAGCCGAGCAAAAUGGCCGAGGGGCAAUUGAGGUCUCAGUGUCUUCUGGCAGUAUCUGCUUCCCUUACAAUUUCCAUUUCGGAAAUGCUGUUGAUAAGCUCAUCAACAUCAUCAAGUUGCUCAAGAUGCUUCACAAGAAGGGUCCUGCAACAAAGAGUGGAAUUGGGCCAGACUUGAUACUCAAAGUGGAGGACUUCUUGCUUUGCCUGAGUGAUGAUCCAUUUGAGGUUAAACUGGGAGACAACUAUGCGCUGAUCCAAGAUGAAUACUCUGAGAUGCAGAAAAGACGCAAGUUACUUGACGAGCGUGUACAGGAGAUCCGAUCAGCAGUCGGUGAAAUGCAGGCAGCUCAAAAGCUGGACGAGUUGCUCGAGUCAUUAGAGAAGUCAAACUCAUCCGUGUACUGCAACCGUUCCAAGCUGUUCUAUGACCGCAAUCCACUCCGCACUACGCUACUGAAGGUUAGCAUACAAGGUGUAGAGGUGGCUGCACUGGCUGAUGACUCUCUUCAGGGCACCGAGAACGAAAUCGCCGAGAUGAAGAGGAUUGAUCCGGAAAGUCCGUACCCUGAUGGUCUCACCUACUCCACACUCUGGGCUAGAAAGAUACAAGCGAGUGCAGCCCAGAUUGAAGCACGUUUGCGAGACUACUCUCAGCCCCUGGCCAUUGUGGAUCAGCUAAGUAUCUAUGGUGGUCUUGUUGGUGCAGAGGAGAAUCCCUCAGCUCAGGCAAUUCGAACGGACACCGUUCCCAUGGCAUCACCAUGGAGCAAUGUUACUGUGCAGCGGUCCAUGCCGGCGUUGAAAUUCUACCACGACAUUGAUGUUGAUGUGGAGAGCUUUGAGGCAUCUUACGGCAACUGUUGGGAGCCAGUCAUUGCUCAGCUUAGCUGUGCUGUGGAUAUUUUGACAAAGGAGUCAUUAGACCCAAGUUGUCCACUACCGUUCUGGGACAAGAUCCGCUUGCUACUGCAUGGCAAGGCAUGCUUGAAGUCGGACCAUGCUAUAGUCUACCUGGCUGCAUCCUAUAACCCAUACAAUGACUCUGAGAAGCUGGAGAUUGUCAUCAAGUCUCUUGUUGUCACCCUCAAGAGUGGUUACAUCAAGACACAAGGUGAUCUGGACAUCUACACGCGCACACCGUCCAAGUAUGAUGAGUGCAAUAUCGUACACAUACCUGGAAUGCAAGUCGUUGUUCGAUUGACAUGGGAGUGUCAGGGAGAUUGCUAUGACCAUCAUUCUCUCAUGCCUUGCGAUCCCAACAAGAUCAAGGCGCAAGACUUGGCUACUCACGAUUCAUUUGCAGCGUUUCGCUCGCGCAGUCUUAGUCUCGAUGUUGACGUUGAUAUCACCGCUGACCAACACCAAGUCAAGUCACUGCUCUAUGCCUCCACGCUGAGAUUCUUCCAGAAAUUACAGGUGGUACUGCUAAUGGCCAACACACCUAUUCGCCGCGGGAAACUCUUCAACAACACGAAGCCUAGAAAGCCAGCGCUGUCGAGAUUCAUCAAACACGUACACAUACAGGGCAAGGCACCAUCUCUGCACCUGCUCUACUGGAACAGCUAUGCAUGCCUACGCGCUAUAUCAGCACACUUUGGCACUAUCACCACGUUUAUCAACAUUGUCGGAAGCACUGAAGAAGCAGCGGCAACCGCGGGAGCCAAUAGCGGCACUGCCACUUCCAAUGCAGACUCUCAUAGCUUGUCUUCCAUCAUUGAAGCAUCUGAACAGGACGAGGGUGCCAGUACCAGCAGCAACAACAAUGAUGCUACGGCAUCCACUGUAUCUGACGAUACCGAUCACCACCACCAGCAGCAGCAAAAUCAAUCUCCUCCUCUGAUCCGGCGGCCAGCGGCCGUCUUUAACAUUCGCAGCGCCAAGGCUGUGGUCGAUGGUGUUGCCAUGGAUACGUAUGAAAGUAGCCAGACAAUCAGCAUGAUGGCGUCGGUGGAAGCGUCCAACCCGGACAACUUCGCAGAACGGCACGAGCUGCUCAGCGUUGCUAAGAUGGAGUACGAGCACGCAGACGAUGCUAAGUGCAAGCAGGUGCAGGACUCCGAAGACAAAUGCUACACGCAUCGCUUGCUUGUAGAGGAUCUGAAGGCACUGUGGACGUUUGCCAAUCGCCUGGUUGUGUUUGGCCUGUACAACAGCUACGCUCAGUCCAACAUUCUCAAAGCAGACCUGUCGGCCGAGUCUCUCAUUGGUCUCCGUGGAGAUGAUGAUCUAAACGCGGGCAGUGCACUUGAUAAUGACAGUGGUGGGAGUGAUGAGGACGAUGGCGAUGAUUGUGAUGAGGCGGAUGGCGCUCGUCGUGGCCGGGAUCGCGAGGCCACCGCCGAUCAGGAUCCAACAGCAGCGAGGGAUUCCUCGAGUGUUCUGACGAGUACACCGAAUGCAUCAUCCUCGUCGUCAUCAUCAUCAUCAACAACAGCAUCACGACGUAGAGGUAGUUACUCUAGCACAGGCAGCAACUUAUCUAGUUCAUCCUCUCACCAUCGACGGUCUGCGGCUGCUGCUGCUACUGCCACCGCUUCCAUGUCUUCAUCACCAAGCUUUCCACUGCUUGAGAAACUCAUUAAUGACAAGGAUACCAAGUUCACUGCGGUUGCUGAUGAGGAUCGCGGAGAGCAAGGGACACCCGUCUUGUUUGGCCACAAGCUAUGCAGGUCGGAUGAUUUGCGUGAACUUUCCUGGCUUGUUGAGUUUGUCAACGCACAAGUGGUGUUCCGGGCGCCGACGGUGGACGGUUGCGUUGCCGUGACCACGUCUAGCGCCGUCAUCAUGGCACACGUGCACACGCCCGUCAUGAAGCACGGCGAGCUGGUCGCCAAGACAACCUGGACCAGCCUGAUCAACGACAUGCAGUACUUUGCCUCCGUCGAGAGCAUCACGGGAAAAUCGGCAUGGCUGCCGGCAUCGGCAGUGGCCAACUCAGGCCACGACCCUAUGUCCAGCGAACGGCAUUCUGCGCCGAAACAAGGCAAUCUGGACAUCAGCGACUUGCUGGGCGGCACGUACGUUGCCACGAGCAACAAGCUUGGUGCCAUGGUAACCACCGUCAUCAGCCCGGUCGCCAGCCGGCUCAAUCCCAUUGCCAUGGAGACGGCACCAUCCAGCAUGCCCAUGCAGAGGCUGAUCACCAGGUGUGUAUGUCAAGUACACUACGCUAGCUUUGGCGGCCAGCCGGACCCAGCACACAUACCCAGAGUGGAAGGGACUGCGCCUGGUCGGGGAUAUCCCGCAGAGCUACGCAGGAGUUUCUCGUUGAACACGUCACUAGCUGAGGAUGAGCCAGUGGACACGUUCACAAUCUCUUAUCCAAAACUGGACAUUGCCACAAACUCAGAUCAAUUCAAACUUGUGAUCAACAUCAUCACCAAACUGCUAUUCUACGUUGACCCAAAGAAGAAGGAGUUAGCUGAUCGGUGUGAAAACAAGCGCUUUGAGCUGGAGUUGAGUAACAUUAUCGACCAGCGUACACCAGUCAUGGAGAAACAACGAGCGGUCAGGGAUCAGCUGGAGCUUGUACGUGGCCUGGAUCGUAACGCCUACGGACUGCUGCAGGACAUGGAUGAUCUGAUUGAACAGCGACUGACCUUGUUCAGCUCUGCACCCGGGGGCGUGCUCAAUGACGUCGAAAUGACCAGGGUAGGCGAAGUCGAGGAAGUUCUUGCCAGUUUGCAGCUGCAGCUGUUUGCACUGGAGAAUGAGAUAGCUGAGGCAAAGGCUGAGCUGACGGAGAGAAGUCUGGACCUGCGAGUUACGAUCAAUUCUUUCCGCGCUAGCCAGCUUGGACUCGAUUCGUCCGAUGGUGAUGACAGCGCAAAGCAUUCACCUAGUGUGGAGUUACGUAUUGAGGUCUGGCUGGAUAACAGCACCUGGACCAUCAUGCAGACCGAUGGCCAGCUCCAGUUGGCCAAGGUCUCUCUCAACAACUUCCUCUAUGUGAAAGUGGCCAAGACGGAUGUGUCAGGCUCACAUCGUUUCGACCUUGGCUGGUUCUCAGUGCAAAACCUCCUGCCACUAUUGCCGGAUGAGAUUUACAAAGAUGCCUUGAAGCCUUCUCAGGAGAAUGUCAAGGUGGAGAGAAGCAAGUCAUUGCGUGUUCUGCUUGUCGAGCAGGCACCAGUGGGCGGCAUAUCUGUGAAGGAACAUUUCGAAGUCAAUGUCGUACCACUGACGGUCCGAGUCACCAGCCGCUUCUAUGAGAGAAUGCGCCAGUUCUUCUUUGAGGAGGAUGUCCCCGAGCCACAGCCAUCCUCGUCGUCAGCUGCAGCUUUUACGCCCGGUGGUAUUGCCUCAUCACAGUCGCAUGCCUCAACAGUGGCUGCAUCUACAAGCAUGUUGGCGGCCCCGUCAGCAGCUAACCUGACGGAUUCCACCUCCUCGCAGCUGGACAUGGAGGAUAAUGAUGCCGAUGGUGCGGUGUUGGCGAAGAUACAGAACCGUCCGUCUACAUUCUCCGUGACCAGUCGUUCAUCUGGCUCCACUUUCUCUCGGCCGUCGUCCAGCAAGCGCAAGAGCAAGCAAGACGAGGAUCCCGUGAACGCCGCUGCCAAACUAAGGUCAUCCGGUCGUCGUAACAAAGCGCACGGUAACCGCUCUGCUAAGGACGACAUUGAGACGAUGAAGGCGCGUGCAUCCCAGAACAAGACGUUCAUCUACAUCAAAGUUCCACAAGUGCCUCUCGUCUUCAGCUACAAUGAUGACGGCACUUGGCUGGAGUUGGAGGAUGCUGUGCUGACACUGCCAACGAUAGAGUAUCACAAUCGUACCUUCACGUAUCAUGACCUGCUCAUGCAGAUCAAACACGAGGUCAAGAUUGUUAUCGUGCCACAGGCUAUCAAGCAGAAGUUGCGCAUCUCCAAUAGCUCAUCGCAGCAAGAGGAACGCUCUGACAAGUCCGAUAGAGCAACACUACUCGGAACAAAGAUGGCCAAGCCGCUCAAAGGCGCUAGCAAGAAGCUGUUUGGCAAGAUCUCACAGAGGGCCUCCCCUACCAUGGGUGCCAAAUCACAGCUGACCGCGCCCAGUGGAGAUGAGGUGCCACAAUUAGCCGAAGAAGGUGAAAUUCGCCAGCCAGUGAAUUUGCAGGACAUGCUGGAUGAGCUGUCACGGCUAGACGACUCUGGAACAGGAUCUCCUGCAAUGCAAUGAUGUCAUGGAAUGGUAGGCAAUGAUGUCAUACAACGGCAUGCUAGCAGCAUCACGCUCUAACCAAACAUGCCAUUGUCUCUAUCCAUCUCUCCACGCAUCCUGCAACAAUAUCCUCGCCACAAUCAGACCGAUGACAUCAUUGCUGCCCUGAAAACACUGUCACAUGACAUCAUGGUCACUGUGCCGAUAUGUCAUCAUGUGCUCUACAGUGUCAGAGCUAUGAUGUCACCAAUGACUCACCCUCUUGAAGGUCCUAGUAUGCUGUCAUGCGAUCGCACUGCCACCGCGCCUGAUCACAGAAGCUCUGCUGAUAGUGAUGACAUCAUGUAAACGUUGACCCUAAGAUGAUGAUGUCAUCGAUAGCAUGAUGAUGAUCUGGCAUUACGAAUUUCCCACGGCAUCCUCAGGAUCCUGAUCCUAGUUCAAGAACUUGAGAACGAAGAGUGCCAUUCUCACCAUGGCUACGGAGCUGGCACCAUGCCAACCCUACUCACUGUCGCACUUUGUGCCGUGUUGUUAUUAUUAUUUUCUCCAUUUGAUUAUUUAAUUGUAUUCUUCUAUUUUUUUCUAACAGUUUUUCUAACAGUAUUUUAAUGUGAGACUUGUGUUCAUCAACCCAGGAACUUUUGACAUUCGACUCAUGUUUGGCUAUUUCUGUUAUCAUGCAUGUUUUCUUUGUGUAUGGUUCUAGUCAUUUUGAAAGCUUGCGUCAUGCCGCAUACUAAUAUUGCAGUCUCCCCAAAAAUAAUGUCGAGAUUCAUUCUGCCCUGGGCAGGAGUGAGUGCCCACAGAAA